UUUUAUAUUUGUUUUUAUUUACAAACCUUAUCAAUAGGCAAAUGUAACAUUUAGGGUAUUCACAGUUUUAUUUAAAUUUGCCAAGUGAAUGUUAUGGAACUCGAUAGAAUAAGAAUUCAAGUCAUAUGAAAAGUUUAAAAUUACGCCACACUUUUCCAAAACUAUUAGUUGAAAAAUAUCUAAUAGGUUCAAAUUUAAAAGCUUUCAACAACACCUUCCUCCUACCACAAAAAAAGAGAAAUAAACGAGACAAAUCUUACUAAACACAGCUUUAAUUAACAACAAUUCAUUAAACAGACGACGAAACACAAAAAAAUACUCAACUAAAACCCAAACAAAAAAUUAAAAAUAUUAAAAAACACCAGCCAGCAAUCAUCAACAAAUUGCCACGGCAAAGGUCAACAUCAUAAUCUGCCAUGAAAUUUGUUGUUCACACAACUAAAAAAUAAUAACAAAAUGAAAUAAAAACACCAGCGUUAAAAAUGAGUGUUAAAAGAAAAACACAGAAGAAAAAGUAGCAACAUAAAUCAAAAUUUAUUUCAAACACUGAAGUGAAGAUGAAUUUAAGACAACUUUAGUAAAAAUUUAAACGCGUACGCAAGCUGACAACACACACCCACACAGGAGCGCAGAGGCAAACUACUUGCAACACAAUCACAAUGGAAACAAAACAAUAAGGAAACAACUAAAAAUUUCAUUAUUAUAUAAUCUGAAAAUAAAGGGGCAAUAACUUUUAAUAUUGGCCACUUAGGAGUUGAAAACGAAAUCACAAAUAACAACUUAAUAAUGUUGCAACUAGAGGCAGACAGACACACAGACGUACCAACAGACAGAUCACACAUUUGUACAAAUGAAAAUAAAUGAAGAAUGUUUAAAAUUACCAAAAUUAUCAUUAUUAUUGCAAACAGCAGAAAAAAAACCUGCCACAACAACGGCAGUAGUAGCAGCUACAAUAACAAGUGACUAUAAAAAAAAAACACAACAACAAGUAGCUUAUAAUAGUUUAUCAUCUAAAGCACCACCACGAGCAGCAGAAGCUGUACAGGCAAGUUGCAACAUCAUCAACAACACCUAGUGAUGAUGUAGUGUCAAUCACUCAAUCAUCAUUCCACAACCACAAUCAUCACAAAAGUAGACAAAACGUACGAAGUAACAAAAAAAAAAAACAACACAACAACAGCAAUAAUAACCUUGCAGUCACACAUCCAAACACUUUGCAACACAAUUGUUAUAAUGCAUUUUUAACCUUCUCAUCUUCUUUGACUUAUUGCAGUUGCUGUUGUUCUUGUUAUUGUGGUCGCCAACAACGUGUGCUAAUGAUCAAAUUAUUGCUCCAGGCAAUUGCCGACAACGCAUUUAUUGCUAAUGAUAGUUUUAGAUAAAGUGUCAGUCAAUCAGUCGCUGCUGUUGCAACUGUUGCCUCUUCAAUUACAACUUCUAUUAGUUAAACUCAUCGUACUCACGCUUAACUAACGCAUUUACUCACUCACUCACUCACUUACACGCAGACCGGUUGAUGAAGUUUCAAUGCUUUAUCAUUUAAAUUGUAAUUCUGCCGUUUCUUUUGUUGCUGAUGAUGAACUAAUGUCACUUAAUCCACCAUCAUCAAUGCCGUUUAUACAAGUUAAACAGGAAUUUAUGGGGAAAGAUUAUCGCCAACAGGAAUGUAAAGUUUUAGUAGCAACAACAACAAACACAGCAGCAGCAUCAAUAAUUAUGGAUAUUAAUAGUGAGGAAUUUAAUGAAAUUAAAGAUUUUUCUACAAUAAAUGCUUCAAAUAGUUGGUAUAUAAACCCAAAUAAAAGCGAAAAUAUCAACCAAAGUACAAAUAUGGAAAUUUCGAAUAAAAUAGAACAUAUAAAACAGGAACCCCUUGAAAUUGAAGGUAAUGAAAAUCUAAAAGAUGAAAAUACCUGCAAUGCGAAAAGUUACAAACUAGAUAAGGAAUAUACAACAAAUCAAGAUAUAAAUAGUUUUAAAACCAAUACUCAACCAAUCGAUAAAAUUUGUGAUGAUCAUGAAAAGAUUAACCACCAGAAUAAGCUUACAAAUGGCCACUUAGCACAUAGUAUGAAACGUAAAAACGAACUUUAUUUUAAUCAAAAUGAUAUAAAACAAUUUUCUCAUAAAUACCCAAUAUAUGAACCAAACUCUUUUCAAAGUAGAGAAAAUCAAAAGAAACUUUUCCACAAACAAACAUUUAAACAAGAGAAUUUCCACAAUCAUGACAAUAUUUUAAAUAUUAAUGAAUUAAUUAAACAUCAUGUCAACUCCUGGCAUCUUGAACGUAAUUCUAACCAAUUAAGAGAACAAUUUUCUAAAUAUCUACAAAAUCCUUUGCAAGCAUUCAACUCUCCAGAAUCAUUUAUAAACUCGGAUGAUAAUUCCACUUUAACUUGGUCACAAUUGCUAUCAAGCCAAAUAAUGCCAAUUUGCUUACCAAGAUUGACAAAUGAAAAUAGUAGCAACGUUGCCACCUAUUUGGGGCCACAUUUAAAGGAAUACAAUGAAAAAUUAACAGAACGUGAUUUGAAAUCACAAAUAACACCACCCCAAUCACCGUUAAAUAUUUUACCGGCAUUUUUAUUACCCACACCAAUUGUACUACCACAACAGUCAAGACAAACAAGGACACCAACGCCAACAACUAAUACAACAGCUGUUAAAUCUUAUGUGAUGGCAGAGCAGCCAGUAAACCAUACUGCUAUUGCUACACACUCAUCUCCAAUGUCUUGUACGGAGACAAGUGAAAUAAAGGCAAACUUGGAAGCAAUUAAUAACAUCAAUUCCUUGGAUGGCCAGCCAUUGUUGUUACAUAAAACUGUCGACACUUAUACUGAGACUGCUGCUACUGCUAUUAAUAAACACAAUGACAACUUUAACGUUGCGAUUAAGCAAGAGCUUGAGGACAAGGAGGCAGCAGAAAUUGAAAAUGUCUAUACUACUGCUAAACAACAACAACACGAAAGAGAAGUAUUACUCUCUGACAUGGAAUCGAAUACGAAAUGCAUGCAGUCUGGCAUGUCUGCUGUAACAAAGUCAUUAACCCAGAAACAGCAAAAACCAGACGACAUACAAAAAAAUGAAGAAGUAGAAACUCAUACUCCAGAAACUUACACAACAACAGCAACAAAACAAAAAAACAACAAUACUCAUGCAAACAUAAAACAAAUACAAACAUCAACAACUUCUCCACAGCAGAGGAAACAGCAGCAGCAGGAACAUCAUCAUCGCCAUCAUCAGAGUCUGUGUUACGAGACACAUCUACAAACGAAUCUUGUAAUGCCACAAGCAUUGUGUGAGCCACCUAGAACCCCAACUCCACUACAACAACAGCAACAACUUAAUACUUCAACAUCCUUUGGAGAACAAUUAUUAUUUGUGCGUAAUUUUCAUGAGAGAGAUCGUCUAAUACGAGAGCACCAAUUAAGACAACAUAUACUUGGCAAUAAAAACUAUACAAGAAGUCUCAGCAGCAAUUGCCCUUUGGAAACUACUAAAGAAGCUGCAAUUAGUGGGUGUUUUAAUGCUGCUUUUAACUCACGUGUUUUAUCCGCAAUACCAACAACUUUCCCAACACCAAACAACAGAUUGCAACAUUCAGAAACAUUGCUAAACCUAGACAGUUUUAAUAGACCCAGCAAUAACAACUCUUUACGUUUAAGAGAUUUUACCAAGGAUGUAGACAAUAAUGCUGAAACAAACACCAACCCUUCAUCUAGUUUCCACCGUAAUUGUACUAAUUGUCAUGGCGCUGUCUACAAUUGUGGGGACCAUCAUAAUGAUGGUUGUAUCGAAAUUGUCAAAACUGCUGCAACUACUAAUGUUUGUGCAGCAAAAUCAUCUCUUUCUCCGUCGUCUGCUACUGAAAGGAAGGAUACAAAAAUCAGUCAUUCUUCAUUGACUUCAAGGAAGUCAACAUUUUUGUCCGAUUACAUAUGCUCUCCAGCUAGAAGUGACAACGAACUGGGGAAUAAAGCACAAAAUUCAUCAAAAGAUGAUUCAAGAUUAUUGGAUAACUCAUCGCCUCCUUAUUUAAAAACGGAAAUAUUAGAUGAUAAUGAGGUAGAAGAGCUUCAUCAUCAACAGCUUUCAAAUAAUCACCAUCACUAUAAUCAUCAUCAUGUUAAACAUGAUGACGAUGAAGAAGAAGUGGUCGAUCGCGAACAUGAUGAACAUCAUCAUGAAUCUGUGGAACAACAAAAAUUAACAUAUCUGAGACACAUGUCAAAAUCACCUUCACCCAUACGUUCAUUAUCAGGCUUCUCUUCUUACCACGAGCCCCAAGAUGAUCUUGAAAAAUAUCGCACACCCUCACCCACCAAUUUGAGCAAUAAACGCUCUCGUGAAUUGGAUUCUGAAAUGGAAAAUGAAGUUCUGAAUUUAGCUCGUCAUACACCGAAACGUGUAGCUAGAUCACCUUCACCCAUUACUGAAAAAUCGGCCAACUAUGAAACUGAAAAUCCCUUAAACCCAAAUUCUCCUAAUCUAUUGUCAGCUCUGCAAAGUCCUUUGGCUCCCUUGUUGCUACAAAAUCAAUUGGGUUUGGCUGCAGCAGCUACAUCCUUGAAACCCGAAGAAAUGCAACAAGCCUUCCAGUUGCAAUUACAAGGUUAUAUGGAAAUGAUGCGCCAAAUGUCACCUGAAAAUCCUGCAGCUGCUCAAUUUUUGCUGCAGAAUUCUUUACAAGCCAUGUUGCAAUUACAAGCUUUACAACAAAUGAAACAACAGCAGCAGCAGCAACAACAAGUACAAGAGGAGAUAUUGCGCAAGAGUCCUUUAAAUGAAUUGAAAAACUAUUCUACUCCUCAAGAUAAAUCGCCUUUGAGAAGUCCUUCUUUGAGUCCAGUCUCCAGACAUGGCAGUGCUCGUUUACAAACACCUAAUGGUACACCAGCCUCUACCAACCAACAAACCACACCACCAAAUUCAGCCAAUUUGCCCAUGAGCCUGAGCAGUGCUGCUAUGACUCCUAAUACUCCUGGUAUGCCACCAGCUUUUCCUUCCAACUCUCUAUCACAGGCAGCAAUGACAUACUCCAGUACUCCCCAAAACUCUAAAGGCUCUGGUGCUAAUACUCUCUCAAUGACAGCACGCACUCUAGAUCAAUCUCCCGAAGAAACCACUGAUUUAGAAGAACUCGAACAAUUUGCUAAAACUUUCAAACAAAGACGUAUUAAAUUGGGUUUCACUCAAGGAGAUGUAGGUCUAGCUAUGGGCAAAUUAUAUGGCAAUGACUUUUCACAAACCACCAUUUCCCGUUUUGAAGCCUUAAAUUUGAGUUUCAAAAAUAUGUGUAAAUUGAAGCCUUUACUACAAAAAUGGUUGGAAGAUGCUGACAAUACCGUAUCAAAACCAGGUGGUAUUUUUAAUCUUACUGCCAUGACUUCUUCCGCCCUUACUACCCCGGAAAAUAUUAUGGGUAGGCGCCGUAAGAAGCGCACCUCGAUUGAAACCAAUGUUAGAACUACUUUGGAAAGAGCUUUCAAUAUUAACUGUAAGCCCACCUCAGAAGAAAUUAACCAAUUGUCUGAACAGUUAAAUAUGGAUAAGGAAGUAGUUAGAGUAUGGUUCUGCAACAGAAGACAAAAGGAGAAGAGAACUAAUCCUUCCCUAGAUCUUGACAGCCCUACUGGCACUCCUCUCAGUAGUCAUGCAUUUGGUUAUCCUCCACAAUCACUUAAUCUUACCUCAGGACUUGAAGGUUCCUCUUUGUGUGGCAGUUCUAUAAGUUCUCUCUCCCCUCACUACAAUGGCAAACAAGAAUGA
Lucilia cuprina (Australian sheep blowfly) is the source of this 5769-nucleotide messenger RNA. RefSeq names its product probable serine/threonine-protein kinase DDB_G0282963. The record is from RefSeq and is a predicted model, not a curated record. Bases 1528 to 5769 code for a protein of 1413 amino acids. Gene Ontology annotation, biological process: regulation of transcription by RNA polymerase II. Gene Ontology annotation, molecular function: RNA polymerase II cis-regulatory region sequence-specific DNA binding; DNA-binding transcription factor activity, RNA polymerase II-specific. The transcript is spliced from 6 exons. Lineage: Eukaryota; Metazoa; Arthropoda; Insecta; Diptera; Calliphoridae.